Salvia hispanica is the source of this 708-nucleotide messenger RNA. RefSeq lists its product as uncharacterized. Lineage: Eukaryota; Viridiplantae; Streptophyta; Magnoliopsida; Lamiales; Lamiaceae. The record is from RefSeq and is a predicted model, not a curated record.
AUGGGGCCGACAUGGACGAAAGAACACUUGGAUUUCAUUCUAGUCCCCGCUGGUUUACUGGUCAUGGUCGGAUAUCAUAUGUUUCAUCUCCACAGAUGCAUCAAUCGGGCUGAGACCACAGUUGUCGGAUAUGAAAACCACAACCGGAGACUUUGGGUGUCGCGAUUGCUGGAGGUUGAAGUAAAGGAUAGAAAUCAGGCACUUACAGUGACAGGGAACUACUUAUUUGCAGCGAUGUCUCUAGCGUCCAUCGCCCUUGUUCUCUGCUCGUUGCUCGUGGCAUGGAUUGGAAACUCGUACAACAACGAACCCGUAGCAGCGAGAGUCUAUGGAAACAUGAGUCCAACCAUUGUUUACACCAAAUACCUGGCAAUUCUCACCAGCUUCGUGAUUGCCUUUGUUUGUUUCGUCCACGCAGCAACGAGCUUCCUUCAUGCCGGUUUCCUCAUAAGCUUGCCCAACUGCGUAAUGCUCGCGGGCAAUGUCGAGAAUGCAGUCAUAACGGGAUGUAAUUUCUGGGUGGUCGGGCUCCGAUCGCUCUAUUUAGCCACCAAUUUGAUGCUGUGGAUUUUUGGCCCGAUUCCGAUGUUUCUCAGCUCAGUGAUCACAGUGAUGCUUCUGCAGUUCUUGGAUAGGAACACAUGCCCACUGCCUCAGUAUGCUCGGCCACUGAGUUGCGACCCUUACAAGAAGAUCGAUGAUCACUGA